Danaus plexippus (monarch butterfly) is the source of this 737-nucleotide messenger RNA. It is a transcript of the gene Roc1a, whose product is annotated as RING-box protein 1A. Bases 113 to 454 code for a protein of 113 amino acids. Gene Ontology annotation, molecular function: zinc ion binding; ubiquitin protein ligase activity; cullin family protein binding. Gene Ontology annotation, biological process: protein ubiquitination; ubiquitin-dependent protein catabolic process. NCBI's taxonomy places the organism in Eukaryota, Metazoa, Arthropoda, Insecta, Lepidoptera, Nymphalidae. The record is from RefSeq and is a predicted model, not a curated record. Gene Ontology annotation, cellular component: cullin-RING ubiquitin ligase complex; nucleus. The transcript has 5 exons.
UGUCAUUUAAAAAUUGUAUCACCCUACAACAACCAAACUACAAAAUUGUCUAAACCAAUAGAAGUCCUGGUUCCAUUAAUAUUUCUUUUACACAGUACGGUACUUUUAAAAUAUGGCUACAGCAAUGGACGUAGAUGAAGAAGAAGUCGAAAUGGCUUCGUCGAGCAGUGGCAAAGGCGACAAAAAAAGAUUCGAAGUUAAAAAGUGGAAUGCAGUAGCGUUGUGGGCUUGGGAUAUCGUGGUGGACAACUGUGCUAUUUGCCGCAACCACAUCAUGGACCUGUGUAUAGAGUGUCAAGCUAAUCAAGCGUCUGCUACUAGUGAAGAAUGCACAGUGGCUUGGGGAGUUUGCAAUCAUGCUUUUCAUUUCCACUGCAUCUCUCGUUGGCUAAAAACAAGACAAGUGUGUCCUCUCGACAAUAGAGAAUGGGAAUUCCAAAAGUACGGACACUAGCAGGUGUCAGCACGCGGAGCUUCCUUAUGAAAGUAACAAGAAAUUGAAUGUCAUGUCAGUUUAAGUUUUCUAAUAAACUCGCUUCAUAUAAUAAUUGUUAAUUAUUUGACUGGAAAUGUAAUAAAACACAAAAAUAUCGAACAUGAACUGGAGAGGUUUAACCAAUUACUUCUUUAAUAUGAAUUAAUUCUUUGAGUUCCAACAUCUGUGUACACGGUUGUAUUACCAUCGCUGUCUUUGAUCUGAGCAAUAAAUUUGAACAUAAUAAAAAUAUUUGAGCCGC